Messenger RNA from Dromaius novaehollandiae (emu), 5260 nucleotides. It is a transcript of the gene KCTD20, whose product is annotated as potassium channel tetramerization domain containing 20. The transcript is spliced from 13 exons. Gene Ontology annotation, biological process: positive regulation of phosphorylation. Gene Ontology annotation, cellular component: cytoplasm. Lineage: Eukaryota; Metazoa; Chordata; Aves; Casuariiformes; Dromaiidae. The record is from RefSeq and is a predicted model, not a curated record. The coding region runs from base 935 to 2191 and encodes 418 amino acids. Gene Ontology annotation, molecular function: protein binding.
GGGGCGGCAGGUUGGCUCCUUCUUAUCCAGCAUUUUUUUUCCCUGGGGUAUAAAUUUUAUUUUCUUCUGUGGGCUGAACUGGGCUGGCAGCGAAGACAAAAGCAGAAAAGAAAUGAGCUGACCGUAUUUCUGCACAUCCUGUGGUCCAUGUGGGAAGCAAAGCCACUACAGCUUGCAGCUGGGCAAAUCCCACAAGGCAGUAGCACCAGCUCAUCCACGGCACAUUUGUCAAGAUCGGCUUCUCCUGGAGCAAUCCCCCACAUGGAUCGACUUGAAAAGCAGGGCCUGAAGUCAUCUGUGGCAGGCAGGAGUGGGACCAGCCCUUCUCCCCCAGGCUUCACCAAGAGCCCCAGGAAGCAGGGACCGCUCAAAGGUUCACGCAGGGUCCCUGGGCAAGUCGAAAGAGCCUGAGAUGCCCCCAGAAGGGGUGUUGGCCACAGCACAAGGAUGCAUCUGCUCAGUGCUGCCUUCCGAUCACCCUGUGCCCUGGAAAUGGGAGAAAGCUUGGAAAGACUGCCUGUGAGCUGCCAGAACUCAGUAUCGAAGCCAACAGUCCACAGGAAGGACAGAGGUGUGGGGCCCAACUCUGCAAGAGGGAAGGAGCUACAUCAGGAAUUCAGUAGCCCCAUAUGCCAAGAGGUCGAAACUUCAAGAGUUACAAAUCUCAUCUCCCAGAGCCCUGCUCUGCAGGGAUUGCCGAGCCAAGAGGAGCACUCGAACACAGCUACUUGUGCCCACAACAUCAGAGAUUUCCAAGCCACCUCCCUCAGACGAGCUUCGAACCUCUGACCUGUGCAACCUACUGUGGCCCAGGGCAGGCUCUGCCUGAUGGACAGCUGCCAUUCUCCAUCAUACCUUCCACCGUGCUCCUGACCUCCCUGAAGGCUCUUCUCUUAAGAAACGCAGCCAGCUCCUCACAUCACGGAGGCCCAGCAUGAACAUUAACUGUGCUGGUGGGACAGGCUGGUCAAGAAGUCUGGAGUCCAAUUGCUCUGUGGAAAACAUAGCUGUAGCAGUCCAUGAGUCAGAAGAAAGUGAUGUGGUGCUAGGAGGUCACAGCCCCUCUUCAGGUCCGAGGUCUGAGGGUUUAGAUCCCGAAUGCCGGCACACUGCUUGCCUGGUGAGUCCCCAGAUCAGUAGCAUGUUGUCUGCCUCUGAAGACACGCACAACUGUCAUUUCCAAGACGGUAAUAAAAGACAGCCAGAAUAUUUUAAUACACAGGAACGCCACGGAGGCAGCACUUUGUCUUCAAGCAUUAGUUCACAAACACAGGCUCCAGAGAAAGUGACACUUGUGGUAGAUGGCACUCGAUUUGCAGUGAAUCCACAGAUUUUCACUGCUCACCCUGAUACUAUGCUGGGAAGAAUGUUUGGACCAGGAAGAGAAUAUAACUUCACCCGGCCGAAUGAAAAGGGAGAAUAUGAGAUUGCAGAAGGAAUUAGCUCAGCUGUGUUCCGGACCGUGCUGGAUUAUUACAAAACGGGGAUCAUCAACUGCCCUGAUGGGAUUUCAAUCCCAGACCUUCGAGACACAUGUGAUUACCUCUGCAUCAACUUUGACUUCAACACAAUCAAAUGUCAAGAUCUAAGUGCUUUGCUACAUGAGUUGUCCAAUGAUGGUGCUCACAAGCAGUUUGACAGCUAUCUGGAGGAGCUGAUUCUGCCUAUAAUGGUGGAUAGUGCCAGGAAAGGGGAACGCGAAUGCCAUAUUGUCGUGCUGACAGACGAAGACACAGUGGACUGGGAUGAAGAUCAUCCACCUCCGAUGGGAGAGGAGUACUCACAAAUCCUUUACAGUUCCAAGCUGUACAGAUUCUUCAAGUACAUUGAGAAUCGCGACGUUGCAAAAGCUGUAUUAAAGGAACGGGGUCUGAAAAAUAUUCGCAUUGGCAUUGAAGGAUAUCCCACCUGUAAAGAGAAGGUGAAGAGGAGGCCUGGUGGCCGGUCAGAAGUGAUAUACAACUAUGUUCAACGGCCGUUCAUCCAGAUGUCGUGGGAAAAGGAAGAGGGCAAAAGCCGUCACGUCGACUUCCAGUGUGUUAGGAGCAAGUCUCUAACAAACCUGGUCACUGUGGGUGAUGAUGUUUCCGAGGACCACGAGAUACUAAUGCAUCACCCCCCACAGGUAGAUGAACUGGACAGGCUAAACGCACCAUUCUCCCAAAUGGCUGUUAACGAUCUACCAGAUUAGUCAUGGCUCAGGGCAGAUAGGCCUACUUGAUCUGGAAACAUCUCGGCAUAGUUUCGUCCCAGGUGAUGGAACACGAACUCCUGCAAGGUGAUUUAUCCUUGUUCAUGCUCUUACUACAUUGUCUUAUUUCAAGCAUGUUAAUAAAGAGCCACACUCCUUAGCCUAACUGUGCAAUCAAAAGCAACAUCUCCUCAAACAGAAAGAAAUGAUGCUGUUUGCUUCCACUACGAACGCUUCCAGAUUGGUGGGUGCUGAAUCUUUUAUGUAAACUUCUAAAAGAAGAGCAGAAGUAUUUAGAAUCUCCUUGUUUGAUAUGAGAGAGGAAAUUCCAGGCCUCUCAAAACAAAGCUUUCUUUUACCUUUAGGCACUUAGGUUUGCUUUUGUGAUAAUCAGUUACAAAGGACUGAACAUCAAAGCAAGACAGAUGACACCUUUUCAUCAACCAGCAGAAAUGUAGCACCAUUUUGACAGCAAAAUACGGAGUGUGGGGGAAUCUGUUUACACUGCCACCUGGCUUUGCAUCCAGUGUGUUGUACUGCUGUUCUCGGGAAAGAUGGAACUAGUUUAAUAGGAAGCGUGUGCCUGCUCACAGGAAUUUCCCCAUAUAUACUUCUGCAUAGGAGGGAAUGGCACUGUUUUUAGGGAUAUUGUUUCUGUUAAAUUCAGUAAAACAAGCAAUCAUGCUGAAGGAAAAAGCCAAAAAAAAAAAAAGACUGUAGUUGAUAUUUUACAAGCUAAGUAAAUCUGUUUAGUAGCGAAAUAGAUGUAAGAAGCUCUCUAGAGGUGACUGUGCAUGUUAAAGACUUGCAGUUUUCUUCUCCAUCCCCCUGCUAAGACAAAAGCCAGUGGAGGAGCUCUCUGUACAGGCAGGGUAAUAGCCAAGUAAAACCCUUGGUCCCAUCAGCCUUAGUCAAAGUUCCUACUGACUUUCCAAGGAGUGCUCAACUCACAGGGCCUAUUGCAGCUUUGAAAGGCCAGCUACUUUCUUCCCAGUUUGGAACCCAUUGGAUCAUUUUGCUGUCAGGCAGGUAAGAAAUAUCCAUAAUAAAGCAGCCUUCAACAGGGAAAACGCAUGUAUCUGGGAACAGCUCUCCUCUGCUGCUCUGAAUAUAUUAUAGUCUGCGGUAAUGGCUUUGUUCACUUUGGAUUCAGGGCCAAAGGAGCUGUGACCACAAGUAUGUGAUGUAGUAUAGGCCUCUUCCAGGCUGGUUUAGCUCAGCUAGUUAUCGUAGAGACUAGCUGGUCCUGCUCCUGCAGUAUGAAGUUUCCUGUAGACUUGCUUAACCCAUCGAUUAGCACACGGUGUUCAGUGCUGCCAGGUUAACUGGAGGGGGCCUGCCUUACACAGCUAUCAUUUCUGAUGGCAGUGCAGAUUUUCUGUACCCAAAGUAGAGUUAUAACCAACUUAGCCAUGAUGCUGGUGCAAGGAAAAUUUGAAAGCCUUAAAAACAAAUACAUAAAAGGAGAGAGAGUGUUCCCAUGCAAAGUUCCCAAGUUUAGGUCAGUUCUGCUCUUGCAGUUGACCGCUGUUAAAACCUGUACCAAUUAGACAUCGAGUUACCUGGUCAUGCUUAGCAAAAUAGAGGCAGGUUAUCAGUCUGCCCCUAAAUAUUUAAUCCUUUGUUGUCAGGGUUGCUUCAUCAAGCAGGUUUUCAUUGUUCUUUAAAGAUCUGUCUCCAAAGUGCAAGAUAGACUUAAUAGUGAAGAUUAUUACUGUUUUGGUGCUAAGAACAUUUGUUUUUCUCCAUGUAAGUAACAUGGCAAUAUCAAGCACAAGUUACCUUAACGAUUUAUGAAUGCUACUUUAGUUAAAAAGCAAACAAAACCAUCUCUGCCAGUGCAUACACUUGCUGAUAUAUUCAGUUCCCAUCUGUAUGGGUUCAGGUUACAUUAUUUGCAAUGUUUCUGUUCUCAGCUUUUUUACUAAGUGCAGCAAAUAGAUCUCUUCUUUUUAUAAGUGCCUAUGGGAAGAUUUCCAAAAGUGCUUAAGGCCUGACCGAGUGUCCAAGGAGUUUAGAUGCCCAGGUCCCCCUGGCAACUUUUGAAAAAUCUUCCCGCUGUGUCUUCAGAUCAGGAUGGAGAAGUGUCCUUAAGUGUCUGCACAGAGGUGAUGUAGAUGGUGUGCAAUCACUUUCCAGUGUUUCUCUAGAUGAGUUUCUAAUUUUAUAGUAGAGAAAGGUAGACAUAUGGAACAUUAACCUUCCAGCUAAGGGCCAGACCAAACCCAUUACUUGCCUUGGUGAUGAGCUGCUCCCCUAAGUCAAGCAAAGGCAGGGGUGAGACUGCCCACCCAGCAGUGAUGGAGCUUGACCCCAGGCCCUGUGGGUUUUAUGUUGUGUAUUUAUUUAUUCAGCAGUGUAGGUUUUAAGUAAACAAGUAUUGGUAUUGACUAGCUGACUUGGAACUGGCGUUUACAUGUGUUCUGCUCUGUUGACCUGAAUGUGCAUGUUGUUGAGCACUACCCUACACCUCCUGACCUGUGUCGAGGUGCCAGAUGCUGAGCAUCUGACGUUGGUGGCAUGUUACGGGAUCCGACAGCUAAGUACCAUGUUCAGGCACCAAGUGCCUGUCCCUGAGCCCGGUGUUUCUUACUAGCGAGGCCUAUUGGAGGAUUCAGUCAGCUUGUUAGAAAUAGUGACCCCAGGCACUUUACUGAAACAGGACGGUGACUGGGGGUUAAAGCCUCUCAAUGCCUUGUGGUGACUUAGUGCUCUGUGUAACUGGUCCUUCAGCGUGGGAUGGAGCGAUGGGACUUCCAUGCUUGACAUGCACUGUUUUGCUGACACUCCAAAAAGCCACUAUACUUUAUUGGCUUUCCCAAGCAAUUAAAGAUUAAUUUAGGAUUUUAUUUUUUUAGUAGAGCAACUUGCAUUGGAAUGCUAAAUCAAUCUGAAAAAAUCUGCAUUUACUCCCCCCCCCCCCCCCCCCUUUCUCUCAUGGUCACCUACCAUUCAGGUACAAGGUCAAGUUUUGUGUUAUUCUAGAUAUACUGAAGUGUUACCUGUGGUAUUUACGAACCCUGCAGAUGUAUGGUUUCUUUUCUGUAUUAAAGUAUAAAUUAUACAUGG